AUGUCUUGUUUGGACUGUUCCUGUAUUCUCCGUACACCAGUUGAACCAAUCGGACCAGAAGAGCUAUCUCAGAGCAGCGUCCAUGAAUGCCCGGCUGAUUCUGAUCUAGCCUGGAUUCCCCCAUCUAUAGGAAGGAAUGAAAUGGUAUUUUGCUCUUCUAAUGUCUCUCACUAUGAACUCCAGCUGGAAAUAGGAAGGAGGUUCAACAACUUAACUUCAGUCUACCUUGCACGGCAUACACCUACAGGCAUGCAAGUUGCCGUAAGGAUCACAGACCUAGAAAACUGCUCUGAAGAGCAUUUGAAAGCCUUACAGAAUGAGGUGGUUUUAUCCCACUUUUUCCAGCACCCCAACGUAAUGACGCUUUGGACAGUGUUUACAGCUGGUAGUUGGCUUUGGGUCAUCUCCCCAUUCAUGGCCUAUGGUUCGGCUAGACACCUGCUGAAGACUUACUUUCCUGAAGGAAUGAGUGAAGCUUUGAUAGGGAACAUUCUAUUUGGUGCAAUCAGAGGAUUAAAUUACAUGCACCAGAACGGCUACAUUCACAGGAAUAUUAAAGCUAGCCACAUUCUGAUUUCAGGGGAUGGGCUGGUUUCUCUCUCUGGCUUAAACAACCUCUACAGUUUAGUCAACAAUGGACAAAAGUCAAAGGUGGUAUAUGAUUUCCCCCAAUUUAGUACAUCUGUGCUUCCUUGGCUGAGUCCUGAACUACUGAGACAGGAUUUGUCUGGGUAUAACAUGAAGUCUGACAUUUACAGUGUGGGAAUUACAGCAUGUGAAUUAGCCAAUGGACAUGUUCCUUUUCAAGAUAUGCCUCGCACUCAGAUGCUGCUGCAAAAGCUGAAGGGUCCCACAUAUUAUCCUUGGGAUAUAAAUACCUUUCCCCGUGGGGAAUCCAGGAUGAAGAAUUCCCGAUCAGGUGUUGAUUCUGGAAUUGGUGAGAGCAUGACACGCACAAUGACCAGCGAAAAACUACAAAUUCCCUUUUCCAAAACGUUUUCACCUGCUUUCCACAACUUGGUAGAACUUUGCUUGCAACAGGACCCUGAGAAAAGGCCAUCAGCAAGCAGUUUGCUUUCGCAUACGUUCUUCAAACAGAUAAAAGAACAAACACAGAAUUCACUACUGUCUCUAUUACCACCUCCUAUUCAAAAUAACAGAUCAGAGUUCUUGGCACUGCCCUCAACAGCAGUUGGGACUGAACUUGGACAUGUUACUGCAAAUCAAGAUGAUACAGACUGGGAAUUCUAAAUAAAUACCAAACAAUCAUACCUCUCCUGUGCUUCAAAGAAGGAAAAUGUGAUUUGUAUUUGCUGCUUUAGUUUGUAUGGUUAAAAUACAAUUAGACAAGGUAUUACUUGAAAAUGCCAUUGAAGUGGCCAUCUUUCGUUAACUACUUCCUAUGUUGGCAUCAUGAAGUGCAGUGUGCCUCACUUUCUGACCGUAAGGAAGACUGUAUAUAAAGAAUGGCUGAAUGCUUAUCUCCCUAUUUCAAAAUAUUUCUUAACAAGAGAGUUCCUGCUGUAAUGUUACUCUAUACUGUGUUUUCAGCAGUCCACGUGCCUUUCUGAAUUCAGGCUUGGGUUUUGUCUAUGACCUUACUUACACAAUCUAUUUGUCUUUUCCUUAUCACCCAAAUUAUUUUAGUAAGAAGAAAUCCUCCAUUUCCAAGUCUAAAUUUGAAACUGCACAAAUUAGUUGCUUAUGCAAAUAAAUGUUUCUCU
This is a messenger RNA of Nipponia nippon (crested ibis), 1724 nucleotides long. The record is from RefSeq and is a predicted model, not a curated record. NCBI's taxonomy places the organism in Eukaryota, Metazoa, Chordata, Aves, Pelecaniformes, Threskiornithidae.